Messenger RNA from Anguilla rostrata (American eel), 9577 nucleotides. RefSeq names its product proline rich 12b (gene prr12b). NCBI's taxonomy places the organism in Eukaryota, Metazoa, Chordata, Actinopteri, Anguilliformes, Anguillidae. Bases 939 to 8312 code for a protein of 2457 amino acids. The record is from RefSeq and is a predicted model, not a curated record. The transcript is spliced from 15 exons.
CGGCAAACCAUUCACUUUCACUCAUUCUCCAUUCCCAUCCCCCUUUCUCACUCGCGUUUUGUUGAAAAUGGAUCUGAACUGUAUUCUGGGAAUGGGUUUCAUUCGUCUGUGACAGGGAGAGAGAAGGGGGGUAGCGAGUAGACAGACGUGUGCGUUUGAGAGAAAGGGAGUGCGAUUGUACGAACAAGCAAGAAACCCGCUUUCAAAAAUGGCGUCUUUACAACAAAAUGACUGAAAAUAUAUCCCAAAUCGAGGCCCAUAUCUCUCCAACACGAAGGCUCGGUAUCCAGAUUCGCUGCGACUCUUCAUCGUGUUGUUUGAAAGAGAAGUGAAAAGGAACGCGAAGACACCUAAUCAAGCCUUAUUUCGAUGCAUCGCUACAACCUUUAACUAAGUGAUGGGAUGUACGAUGCAAUCGCAUUUUCGGGAAUUAAAGCUAGAUAAUGCAGAAAUAAAGCAAAUGUUAGCUGACUAAGAGCUAGCUGCAACCUGCACGCUUGUUAAUUUAAACAAAGACGUUUCCAACGCGUAAUUGCUCUCCACAUACAGGCAUGAUAGCUAUCUGGCUACAUAGCCGCUAAUGAUGAACAACUACUGCCUCCUCUGCAAUAGGGACAAUAGGCAUUGAAAUAAAUACGUGAGCGAGAGGGGAAGGAAGGAAGAAACUGGAUUUUUUUGGUGGUGGUUGGUGUGGACCCCCCUCCCCUUCAACCCCCUCCUUCCCUCUCUAUCCUCCAUCUCCCCCUCCUCCUUCUCCUCCCCUCCAUUUCUCUCCCCAUCUAUGCUGUUUCCCAUUCUUGAAGACUUGCUUGUGAAACGGGAGAAAUAGACACUGAACAGAGGAAAACACACGGGGAGUAACUGUGUGUUAUAAUUUAGAAUAUUUCCUCCCCUUCCCCCCACUAUCUCUCCAUCUUCAUCCCUCGUUUUUUUCUUUAAUGGAUAGAAAUUAUCCUGGUACAGGAUUUGGUGAUUUGGGCGCAGGAACGGGAUGGAGUUAUGAGAGGUCGGCGAAGGCAAGUCUGGUGUACGGGAGCUCCAGGUCAUCCCAUCCAGACUCUGAGCUUCUCCACCGCCAAGCAUAUGCCACGCCCCACCCCCUGCAGGGCUACGCGACCAAUCACCAUCCCGGUAGCUCCGGGCAGGGCGGGGCCUGGGGGGCGGCUGGGCGGAGCUUGGGGCUGUCCGGCCUGUUCGACACCGGCCUGCACCAUGCCAGCCCCUCGGGGCCGGACGCUUCCGUGAUGAACCUCAUUUCGGCCCUGGAGUCCCGGGGCCCCCAGCCGCCCCCCUCCGCCUCCUCCCUCCUCUCCCAGUUCCGCACCCCCUCGUGGCAGGCAGCCAUGCACACCCCUGCCCCUGCAGAGCUGUUCAUUUCUGGAGCCCUUCCUGGGUCGGGCAGCUUCACCUCCUCCUCCGCGCUCUCCGCCUACCAGCACCCCGCCUCAUUUUCGGGGCGCUCCUUUCCCGGGGUCACCUCCUCGCUCUCCCUUCAGGACACGCCUACAUUCAGCCCCACGUCCAAUGGCCUGCUGUCCCCCCACGACCCCCUCCUGCACAUCAAAACGCCGUCCCAGUCCAGCCUCGGCUUUGACCGCCUGCUGUCCUCGCAGGGCGCCUACAGGGGGGGUCAGGACCCGUCUCUGGGCCCCCCCCAGGCCUCCUCCGGCCCCUCGUCCCGCCACCUGCCCCCUCCCCAGUUCAACCUGCUCUCCUCGCAGCUCCAGGAGCAGCCCUCGCAGCUGUACAACGCCUCCGUGUUCUCCUCCGCCCCCGCCCCGCCCCAGCCGCCCCCCCAGGAGAGGGCCGUCCCCAGACAGGACAGCGUGAUCAAGCACUACCAGCGCCCCUCCGCCUCCCAAUCCCAGCUGGCCUCUUCCGCCCCCCACUCGCUGCAGCACUACCUGAGCUGCGGGGCGUCCGGGUACCAGCAGAUCGGCCCCCACCACCGGCACGCGGGGCUUCCCUGCAGCCCCCUUGGUGAUCAGAGCCCCUCCUCAGACCCCAAGCCCUCCCCCAGGUCCGAGCAGGUGUACCGGCCCAUAAUCCAGCCUCCCUACACCCCCUCCACCUCCUCGUCCUCGUCCGGAGGCGCCGGGAAGGGGACCAAGAGCAACUCCAGCAGUGGCUACUCCUCCUCCGGGUCGGGUUCCUCGUCCCGCACCCCCCACACGCCCCCCUCCGCCUCGUCCGCGUCUUCGUCCUCCUCUUCCUCAUCCUCGUCCUCCAGCGCCAACCCCACCUCCUCCAACUCCAGCGCCCCGCCCUCCCGGCAGCAGCCCCCACCCCAGUCUGCGGCUCCUCCCCCACCUCCGCCGCCUCCGCCGCUGCCCCCCGCCUCUUCCUCCUCUGCCCAGCCACCCCCUCCCAAAUCCUGCAUGUCUGGGUACGGGUCACCCGUUGCCCCGGUAAAGGCGUCCUCUACCCUUUCGGGUCAGACUCCCCCCCAGCAGCAGGCCCAGUCGUACUCGCCCGGCCAGCCCCCCCCCUCCCACCUGUCCCAGCCAUACGGUGGGUUUAGUUCCCCCCAGGCCCAAGACCUGAGCUCAGGAGGGGGCACGGGGGGUGCUGGGAAAGGGUACGGGAGUUUAGGGGCUGGGGGGCGGUCGUUCUCGGCAGAAGUGGUGUACGGGGCAGAUUCGGGGUACGGCCAGCUCCCGCCGUCCCUCGGGGGAGCCGGAAGCCCUUCGCUGGGCGGCUAUGGUGGGCCUGGACACUCCCCCGCCCUUUUAGGGUCAGGAGGGGGCGGAGCCUCGGGUGGAGGCAGCACGAGUUCCAGCGCAGGAGGAGGUGGGGGUGGGGCAUCGGGAGGAGGGGGAGGCGGCAGCGUUGGGAGCGGAGGAGGGGGCAGCUCUUACCACCUCCCAGACUCCAGCCCCUCCCCCUCGGGGAACUCCGGGAUCAUCCGCCCCGGGCUGCACUCCCCCGCUCCUGUCCGCCCCGCCCAGUCCCCCGGAGGGGGCGGGGGAAGCAAGUACCUGUCCUCCGUCCUAUCCCCUGCCUUCCUUUCCUCCCCGCAGGGCUACCCUGACACCCGAGGCCCACCCCAGCCGUACCACCCUGGGCCCUCCAAAGCCAAGCCCGAUCCCGACAUGCUGGGGGUGGAGAGGUCGCAGGACGACGAAGACGACGACGACGACUUUCUGAUCCAGCACCUCUUGCAGGCCCAGAGCCCUGCGCCCCACCCCUCCCAGCACCACCCUCCCCCGCAGCCCCCCCAGCCCCCGCCCCUCUCUCAAGCUCCGGAUGCUAGCAAGGGGAUAGGCUACGAGAUGGGCAAGUCCCCUGAGGAGAGGUACCACCUCCAGAGCGUCAUCCGCACCAACAGCGCCACCACCAGCGCCGGAGGGGUGUCGGCAGGCGGAGGGGCCGACGGCCUAGACGGCCAGCUGGAGAUGUCCAUAAAGAAGCAGCAAGCGAAAAAUGAGAGGGGCGGGACCGUGGGAGCUGGAGGCGGAGGCGGCGGAGGAGGGAGAGGAGGUGCAGACCAGCCGCACCCCCACCCUCACCCCCACCCGCACCAUCAGCACGACUCCCUUGGCUCCGUGGUGCACUACAGUCGAACGGACCCCUAUUCCCAACACCCCCUCCCGCCCCACCAUCCUUCACACCACCAACACCCCCACCCUCACCCCCACUCCCACCCUCACAUGGAACUGAAAAAGGCCCAAGAUCCACAGGAUCUGCCCUACCUGCGCAAGACGCCCCCCGACCUGCAGCAGCAGCAGCAGCGGCCGUCUCAAGCCAACCUGUCCCUGGUCGACUCCCCACCAGACCAACCCCAGAUGCUCCAGUCUGUCCUCUCCCACACCACGCGCAACAAGAUGGAGUCUCAGGCGAGGCAGCAGCACCCUCUGAGCCAGCAGGCCAUGCUGGGGGGCGGGGCCGGGGGGAGCGCGGGCGCGGCGGCAGGGGAAAACCCGCCCCCGUCCUCCCAGCUGCAGCUGCAGCUCCAGUCCCAGGGUUUGGAGGCCCACUAUGGCCGCGGGCCCCAGCGGGAUCAGAACCAGCCUGGCCAGAACUCGGUGUCCCCCCUGGACAUGCUUGGGCGCUCCCUCUCGCAGACCUCCAGCAGGGAGGCAGGCGGAGGUUCAGAGAGAGGCGGAGGAGGAGGAGGAGGAGGAGGAGGAGACGGGGGUGGUGGCGACAGACACAGGCAGCAGCACAGGCUUCCGCCGCACCAUCACCAGCCUCACCAUGCCCCUCACGCCGCCUCCGAGCUGCACGACUUCCUCUCUGAGCCAGACUUGGGUCUUUCAACCCCGUCGCACUUACACCACCUGGGGCCUAGCCACCACCCACACCCACACCAACACUCUCACCACCAGCACCCCCACGCUCACCACCACUCCCACCCGCACCACAUGCCCACCAACUCCGGACCGCCUCAGCAGCAGCAGCCUCAGCAGCAGAGGGAGCAGGACCCCCAGAUGUCACAGUCCCAGCUGGACCAGCUCAAAGAGCACCAGUACGACACUCAGAGCCCUGUGGGGAAGGGCACCCAGAGCCAGCAGCAGAGGUUUGUCCCCCUUACCUCCAUCUGCUUCCCCGACUCCCUCCUGCCAGACGAGGACCGCUCCUUCUUCCCUGGAAUGGAGGACAUGUUCUGCUCGGAGGACUACAAGUCCAGCUGUGGCGGAGGAGGAGGAGGGGCGACCCAGACGGGGCCGGAAGGGGUCUCGGAUGUUCGACGGGGGCAGGAGGGCAUGGAGGGGGUUAAAAACCCUGGAGGAAAUGACGGCAGCUAUGACAUGCUGGGCCACCAUGGCGACCAAGGGUAUGGGCAGUACUGCCAUGGCCUGUCAGAGUCUGGCAACGGUGCCAUACACCUGGACCUGGACUCCCUGAAGACUCACGAGCUCCCCUCCACCGUCAACACGGAACAGCUUGGCCUGAUCCAAUCCCAGGCACCCGGCAUGGUGAUGGCGGGGGCUGGGGGAGGCGGUAGCGACAGCUCUGGCAACAAGAUGCUGGGAGGGGCCGGUGUGGGAGGAGGAGCCAGCACCGGAGGGCUGACCUCUCCUAUCUUCUGCUCCUCCCGGCCCAAGAAGCUCCUGAAGUCCAGCUCCUUCCACCUCCUCAAGCAGCCCCGUGACCCCAACUCUCUCCCCAAAAAAAACUAUGCACAGGAGUACGAGUUUGAGGAUGACGAGGACAAGGCGGAUGUCCCGGCCGACAUCCGGCUGAACAGCAGGAGGCUCCCGGACCUGCUCCCAGACCUGGUGUCCAGCUGCAGGAAGUCAGGAGGGGGAAUGAGCCCCCUGAUGGGCGAUCUGGAUUUCUGCCACACCUCUCAGUACCCCUCCUUAGGCCCACCCCCCCAGUUGGUGCCCCAGGACGGUCCUAAGAAGAGGGGCAGGAAACCCACCAGGCCAAAAAGAGAAGGACCCCCAAGGCCUAGGGGCAGACCUCGGAUUCGCCCCUUACCCGAGCCCCCGCACUGCAGGGGCAUGAUGGGAUUUGGAGGCGAGAGCCGGAGGGGCAGGGGGAGAGGCCGAGGGAGGGGCAGGAAGGACGACGGGAUGCUUGGCAUGCACACAGCUGCAGAGGGCAAUAAAGGGCAGCACCCACCGCUUCAACAGCACCAUCAGCUUCAGCAAUAUCAGGAGCCCAUCAGACCCAUCAAGAUUAAACUCCCCAUCCCCUCUGCGGUUCCCUCCGACCCCCUCCUGAGGACCGAUUCCUUGUCCAGCACCGACCCGGUUCUCUCGGAUGGCUCGGUUGGAUCGGCCCCUUCCUUGGGCUUGAGCCCUGGACCCACGGGCGGCCUGGACAUGAACAGGAACCAGGAGAAGUUCAAGCAGAAAGGACCGGAGGAGGAGAAGCAGGCGGAGAUGAAGUCGGGGUUCAUGGCCUCGUUCCUGGACUUCCUCAAAUCCGGAAAGAGGCAGAACCCCCCCGGGGCGGGGAUGGAGGCGGGGGCGGGGGGCGGGGCCGGGGACGGCAGCUCCUCCCCCAUCAAGGGCGGGAUCCGUCCCUUGUCCCCGCCCCCUCCCCCGCCCCCGCCCCCCCCGUUCGGGGACGGCGACGGGGACGGGGGGCUGGCCCUCAGCAACUGCCCCAGCCCCUGCAAGCGCCUGGACGAGGAGCUGAAGAGGAACCUGGAGACCCUGCCCUCCUUCUCCUCGGACGAGGAGGACUCCGUCAGCAAGAACCAGGACCUGCAGAAGAGCAUCUCCUCCGCCAUCUCCGCCCUCUACGACACGCCGCAGGUCCUGGCCCCGCCCCCGCCUCCGCCCCCACCCCCGCCUCCGCCCCUGCUGGACCCCGCCCCGACCACCCAGCAGGCCCCGCCCCUCAGCCCCCCGCCCGCCCCACCCGUCCGCUCGCCCACCCCCGAGCCCGAGGAGCCGGAGAGGGGGGAGGAGAGGGAAGAAGAGCGGGAGGAAGAGGAGGAAGGAAGGGCGGAGGAAGAAGAGGAGGCACAGAAGGAAGAAGAGGUACGGCGGGAGAUGGAGGACUGCGAAGAAAGGAGGGUUACCGAAGAGGAGGAGGAGGAGGAGGAGGAGGAGGAGAAGGAAUCGGAGAUGGAAAUCCUGUGUGUGCCAAAGGUUGACGAUUCCCCAUCUGAGCCCCCUCCAGCCCCAGUUCCCCCCUCCCCUCCAUCUCUCUCCCCCUCUCCCACUCCUUCUUCCUCUCCGUCCCCGUCCCCCCUCCCUCCGCCCCCCCUCUCCCUGCCGUCGCCCCUCCCCCUGCAGGGCGAACAGCCCGACCAGCCGCCGUCCCAGCCCGCCAGCCCCCCCCCUCCGUCCCUCCCCUCUCCCUCCCCUUCCCCCUUCCCCCGCUCUCCCCCCGUCCGCCACCCUCCGCCGUCCCCGUCCCCCCCGGCCGACCCCGAGGGCUCUCAGCCCUCGCCCCUGUCGCCCCCCACCCCGGAGGAUGCCCCCCCGCCGCAGCUGACCUCGCUGCACCUGGCCAAAAAACAGCGGGGCGCGGCCAUCGCGGGGGAGAGCGAGGAGGAGGACAGCGAGAGCGGGGGGGAGGGCAUAUUCCGCGAGAGGGACGAGUUUGUGGUGCGCACCGAGGACAUCGGGACCCUCAAGCUGGCCCUGCAGACGGGACGGGAGCCGCCCCCCAUCUGGAGGGUGCAGAAGGCCCUGCUGCAGAAGUUCUCCCCCGAAAUCAAGGACGGACAGCGACAGUUCUGCGCCACCAGCAACUACCUGGGUUACUUUGGCGACGCCAAGACGCGCUACCAGCGUCUGUACGUCAAGUUCCUGGAGAACGUCAACAAGAAGGACUACGUGAGGGUGUGCUCCCGAAAACCCUGGCACAGACCGGCCCUCGCUCUGAGGCGUCAGUCCCUUCGCAAGCCCACGCCCCUUCCUCACACCCAGACCCCUCCACGGGUCGAGAGGGAGGAUAAGGAGAGGGAGCAGAGGGAGAAAGAACAGAGGGAGAAGGAGAAGGAGAAAGAGAGGGAGAUGGAAAAGGAGAAAGAGAGGGAGAGGGAGAAACUGAAGGAGAAAGAGAAGGAAAGAGAGAAUGAAAAGGAGAAGAAGCUGCAGUCGUCUCAGGAGAAAACAGAAAAGCGAGGAGGUGUGGAGAGAGGGAGAGGAAAAGAGGAAAAGAGAGGAGGAGGAGAGAGGAAGGUAGAGCGCCCCACGAGGGCGAGGCCCGUGAAGAUGAAGGCCGAGCCUCCGCCCAAAAAGAGGAAGAAAUGGCUGAAGGAGGUUCCCUCCUCCUCAGAGUCCUCCCCUGACCCCGACCCCCCCAGCGAGGACGACGCAGUGUCGGUGAGGGGAGGGGUGAACAUUCGGGCUAUGAGGGAGCUCUUCCGCAGCUACGUGGAGAUGCUGGUCAGCACCGCGCUGGACCCGGACAUGAUCCAGGCGCUGGAGGACACGCACGAUGAGCUGUAUCUGCCCCCCAUGAGGAAGAUCGACGGCAUUCUCAACGAGCAGAAGAGGAGAUUACUGAGGAGGGCUAACAUGAGCUCUCAGCACCAGGAAGCUCUGCACUCCUUCCCCCAGAUGACUGCUGAUCCCCUGGAGACAGGGGCGGUGAAGGUGCGGCUGUGUGGGGAGGGGUACAACCGCAAAACGCUGAACCGGAUAAAAAAGACCACGCCCAAGCCGCAGGACCUGAAGCUGUCAACUGAAACCUGUCGAAUCUACAGUCUUUAUCACUCUCUCCACCAUUACAAAUAUCACACCUUCCUGCACUGUAAGAGAGAGACGGACAGCAUUGAGCAGGCAGCGGAGGACCCAGGGCAGGAGGAGGUGGUGCAGCAGUGCAUGGCCAACCAGGGCUGGCUGGAGACGCUCUUCAACUCCUUCAUCGAGCUCCUCAGUCUCAGCGCCAAGGCCUGAGGGAGGAAGAGGAGGAGAGGGGGACGGACGCGCGCUCGGCGGGCUCGCGGGAGCGCGCCGGGGCACGGAGACCAGAGCGGGCCGGCAGUGCAUUCUGGGUAACGAUCGACACCGGCCCAGCCGCCGGCGCGGGCCUCUCUCUCCGGGGGGCGGCCGAGGUAACGGAGGGCCCCCAGGCAGGAAGCGGCCGUUACGAACUACGGAACAAAAUGGGGGCGCGUCGGAUGGGGGCACGGGGGGGGGGGGGGGGGGACCCCGACCUCACCCGAACCGGAGUGAGGAAGAGGACACGAGCGGGUGUGGUACACAGACGCCCAUAUUCGGGCGCGCUGGGCGGGGGCUCUGUUCAGGACGGGUUUCGGUUUGGCUUUCGUUUGGAGGAGGACGGCUGUAACUGUCAUUUUAAAGGAAUGGGAUGGGUGGGGGUGGGGUGGGGUGGGGUGGGGGGGUGGGAGGACACGGUGUGAAUGUGACUGCACUCCUGUGACGUACGGGGACUGUGAGUGAGUAGGACAUUUCUGUAGAGGACCUGAAUUUAACGGUACAGGGCGGUGUCAGCUUGCUUUCGAUCUGUUUCACAUUGCCUCAUGUGGGACGUAUCUGUACAUACCUAAAUAAAUAAUUGUGAUUAUUUAUACAAGGACAUUUUUAAUGAGUACCCUCCCAAAUAUGGGAUAAUUUGCUAUUAUUAUUUUAAAUAAUAAUAUUUUGUUAGGGUAUAAACGAAAUGAACUUGGCUUCCCUUCCCCCUUCUCGUCCCCCUCGCUCGAAGGAAGGAAGGGGCAAGAUGAUGAUGAUGAAAACACGAUGUCUUUUUUUUGUGCGCUUAAAAAAAAAAAAAAAAAAAAAAAGGAAGGAAAAAAUUGUAUUUGGAAAUUAAACAAUGAAGUGUAACGUUAGUCUUUCUGUUUGUUCUUCAAAAGACGACGGGAGAAAGGAAAGAGGGAGAGGUUGAGUUAGCUACGUGUGUUUUUGUUGCUUUCUGAAAGAGAGCAGGGAGAGCUAGUGAGCUGUAAUGAUUUAAAAAAAACGUGUUUACCGUUCGUUGUUUUUUAUCUGUAUGUUGUUUAUUAUAAUUAUUAUUUUUGGAGCUACCUGUUUGUUUAUUCUCUUGCAAUUUUUUUUUUUUUUUUGGUGUGUACUGUAUAUAUUGUACAGUUCUCAACUCUCGAAUUCCCAGUUCCUCUGUACAUUAAUUACCUGUAUUUGACAAAAGCAAAUAAAAAAACAAAACUUAAAGGGAAUACCGAUGGAAAAAACUAAAA